Microthlaspi erraticum is the source of this 570-nucleotide messenger RNA. The record is from the annotation of a GenBank genome assembly. NCBI's taxonomy places the organism in Eukaryota, Viridiplantae, Streptophyta, Magnoliopsida, Brassicales, Brassicaceae.
AUGGAACUCUUACUUCCACACGCAUCAAACUCAACACCUCUCACCGUCCUCGGCUUCUUAGACCGAGCCGCCUCCGUCUAUGGUGAUUGUCCGUCCGUCCUCCACUCCCCAAACACCGUCCACACUUGGUCCGAAACCCACAACCGCUGUCUUCGAAUCGCCUCGGCUCUCACUUCCUCCUCUCUAGGGAUUAACCGAGGCCAAGUCGUCUCCGUCGUGGGCCCAAAUGUCCCGUCCGUUUACGAGCUGCAGUUCGCUGUCCCAAUGUCCGGAGCCAUCUUAAACAACAUCAACCCACGUUUAGACGCGCAUGCACUCUCCAUCCUCCUGCGUCACAGCGAAUCCAAACUCGUUUUCGUCGACCACAAUUCUAUCUCUUUGGUUCUUGAAGCAGUCUCGUUCUUGGAAAAACACGAGAAGCCACACCUCGUCCUUCUCAACGACGACCAAGAGGACGAUUCUUCGUCGGCUUCGGAUUUUCUUGACAGUUACGAAGGGAUCAUGGAGAAAGGAGACUCGAGAUUCAAAUGGAUCCGUCCUCAAACAGAGUGGCAACCGAUGGUUCUCAAA